AUGCCAGGGCCAGAUGGAUACAGAGAACCGUGUCCAUGCCAAAACAUUCCUGCAUUUAAAACCUACUGUCCCCCUAAACCUCCGCUUAAGGGUGAGAAAUGGCGCAGAGGGACAGACUUUAUUUUGAAGAGAGAUGUCCAAGAGAAGGACCACCAACACCAGGCCACCCAGAACUCCACAGCAGUACAAAACCCACGCCAAGAAAUUGCCAAUCAUGGUCUGGUCGUUCCCCCAAAGAUAAAACCAAUCCCAAAACCUCGUCUUCUGAAGACACAGUUCCAUGUAGACCAAUCACAGCCUGCCUUUAAUAUCAAUAAUAUUAAUGUGAAUUAUGUUGCACCUGCAUCAGACCCAGCUUGUUCAGAUGGAAAGAAUAAUGGCACUCAUUUGGAAAACUGGAAGAGUCGUCCAAAAACUACCUCACGUAAUUCAAAACGUGUCCCUCCGAGCAUACCUGUACCUCCCAGACCUCUUCCCAAAGAGCCAGAGCAAAUGAUCUCCAUGACGGCACCUAAGAAUGAUAUUGAUGAGGGAGUUUAUAUAGAUGUAGACUCAACACCAGUCCAGUCUGAAUGCUCCAGCUCACCAGUGCUGCCCUGCAGACAAUCAGGUACUGAGGUUUGUCCCACUGCCAAACCCCUUCCACAUUUAUCUCUGUCAAAACCAAUUCCUGCUUACAGGGUCCAGAAUAAAACCAAAAUUACCCCUGAGCACAAUGAAGUUGGGUCACUUAGCAACCCUGUCAGGGAAAGUUUGGUUUCUGAGCUACACGUAAGAUUCUCAGGAGCAAUUAAAGAAAGAGAUUGUAGCACCAAAGUAUUAAAGGCUAAAGGAGAUCACUCUCCCAAAAUGUUUAGUAACUCUCAAUUAGAAAUGUGCUCAUUGCUCUUUCACACCAAAAGACUGACUGAUGGAGAAAGACUAUGUGAAAAUGUAUCCAUCUCAAGUGUUUCCAGUGGAGACAGUCAAGAGGAUGCGAUAAAAUACCAAGAAACAGAUGGGGAGAGUCUCUCUAAGAACUUACUUGAAAUUUCCCAAAAGACUCCAACAAUGCUGCCUCUUCCUGGUUUGGUGGACAAACGGAUUGAAAGCCACACCAAGAGAGACUGGAACUGUAUGUGUGCUGAUACGAAAACAAACUCACUGGAGAACUUAUGGCAAGACCGAAACAUUGUAAGAGACAGUAGAAUACUAAGUCGUCUCAGUAAGGACCAGCUAAAGCUUCAAGAGAACCUGUACGAGGUUGUCACAUCUGAGCAGUCCUAUCUUCAGAGCUUGAUGGUGGCUGUGGAACAUUUUCAGGAAUCGUCAAUGCUGAAAGACGCUUUGGCACCAAGAGACAGAACGUCAUUGUUUUCUAGCAUCGCAAAGAUCAAAGAGAUCAGUCAAAGUUUCUUGGAUGUGAUGCUGCUGGAGCUGGCCUCAAGUGUAUUCUGCGAUGUAAUCUGUGAUGUUGUACACCAAUAUGCUCUUGGGCCCUUUGAUGCUUAUAUAAAUUACAUCCGUAAUAUGCCCUAUCAGGAGCAGACAUUACACAACCUUGGAAAAGAAAGUCCUCAGAUUGUGGAGAUCUUGGAUAAACUACAGGAAGACCCUCGAUGUAAUCGCCUACCCCUCAAAUCUUUCCUAUCACUGCCAUUUCAGAGAAUCACACGGCUUAAAAUCCUAAUGGAGAAUAUCCAGAAGAAGGCUGUUCCAGGGUCAAACUGUGAGGCCUCAGCAUUUAGAGCUCUAAAAGAGAUCUCCAGGCUACUGGAAGCUUGCAAUUGGCAGGUGGGCAGAAUGAAACAGAUGGAAGAAAUAGUGCAGAUUGCUAACAAGGUUGAGUUUGCGUGCAAGGCCCUGCCUCUUGUGUCUUCCUCCCGCUGGCUUGUGAAGCAGGGAGAUCUGGUGCAAAUCUCUUUGAAGGAAAACAUGUUUGGUCAGAGAAAACUGUGUCCUGUACUUCUGUUCCUCUUUAAUGAUCUGCUGCUGGUGGCCACCAGGAAAGGGUUGGAUCGGUUUGUAGUUCAUGACUACGUGCACCGCUCUCUGAUAGAAGUGACCGAGGGCAAAGAUCUGGAGGAGAAGCUGGAGGGAUGUGAGCUAAACCGAAUAUUUAGGCUUGUCCUUUUGCAUAAUCACCGGAACACCACCUCUCAUCUUCUGCUGCAAACAAAUUCAGAGUCAAGCUGA
Labeo rohita (rohu) is the source of this 2175-nucleotide messenger RNA. Its product is annotated as rho guanine nucleotide exchange factor 5. The transcript is spliced from 12 exons. Gene Ontology annotation, molecular function: guanyl-nucleotide exchange factor activity. Gene Ontology annotation, biological process: activation of GTPase activity. NCBI's taxonomy places the organism in Eukaryota, Metazoa, Chordata, Actinopteri, Cypriniformes, Cyprinidae. The record is from RefSeq and is a predicted model, not a curated record. The coding region runs from base 1 to 2175 and encodes 724 amino acids.